Molecule: messenger RNA, 4821 nt
Organism: Balaenoptera musculus (blue whale)
Lineage: Eukaryota; Metazoa; Chordata; Mammalia; Artiodactyla; Balaenopteridae
Gene: NIPA1
Product: NIPA magnesium transporter 1
Exons: 7
Coding region: 250-1038 (262 amino acids)
Biological process (GO): magnesium ion transport
Cellular component (GO): membrane
Molecular function (GO): magnesium ion transmembrane transporter activity
Source: RefSeq, a predicted model, not a curated record
GGGGAGGGGGCGCGCAGCCCGAGCCCCGCCGCCGUGUCGCUCGGCCUGGGCGUGGCCGUGGUGUCGAGCCUGGUGAACGGGUCCACCUUCGUGCUGCAGAAGAAGGGCAUCGUGCGCGCCAAGCGGCGAGACCCAAUCGCUUUGCAGCCGUGCAGCCCACCGACCUGCCCUCUGGUUGGCGCCCAGGCGUCCCUGUCACCCGCACCCACCGGCUGCUAGGGAAAGCUUCCUGUUUGCAGUAUCCCCCGAAUGGUCGGAGCCCAGUGCCUGCUCAGAAGGAGCGACGGGCCUCCCGCCUUUGCUGUGACUCCAGCCUGGGGUGCACUUGGAGGGCAGGACCUGCUGACUUCUCGCCCCCUGCAGUGGCCACACCAGUGCAGAAGUACCUCCUAUUUAACAGACAUUGUGUGGUGGGCAGGAACAAUUGCAAUGGCUGUUGGCCAGAUUGGAAACUUCCUGGCUUACACGGCGGUCCCCACAGUCCUGGUGACUCCUCUUGGUGCCCUUGGAGUGCCAUUUGGGUCCAUUUUAGCUUCUUACCUUCUGAAAGAAAAGCUCAACAUCUUGGGCAAGUUGGGGUGUCUACUAAGCUGUGCGGGUUCUGUCGUGCUGAUUAUCCACUCCCCGAAAUCUGAGAGUGUGACCACUCAGGCCGAGCUGGAGGAGAAGCUGACCAACCCAGUGUUUGUGGGCUAUCUGUGCAUCGUGCUGCUGACGCUGCUGCUGCUUAUCUUCUGGAUCGCGCCGGCCCACGGGCCCACCAACAUCAUGGUCUACAUCAGCAUCUGCUCCUUGCUGGGGAGUUUCACCGUGCCUUCCACUAAGGGCAUUGGGCUGGCAGCCCAAGACAUCUUCCACAACAAUCCGUCUAGUCAGCGUGCCCUCUGCCUGUGCCUGGCGCUCCUGGCCGUGCUUGGCUGCAGCAUCAUCGUGCAGUUCAGUGGUUCUCCCACCCCUGCACCGUGCGGCGCGACGGAUCUUAGUUCCCUGACCAGGGAUCGAACCAGUGCCCGCUGCAGUGGAAGCUUGGAGUCUUAACCACUGGACCACCAGGGAAGUCCCAUGUGUACUGUUUUAUCUAAAUAGGAAGCUAUGCCAAGUUGAAAGAUGGGAUUGGGUAAGGUAGAUUUGGUGAUACCCAAUUAAAUAAUACCCAAUUAAGAUUACUAAGGAAUGUCAAUAGGAAAAAAAAAGUGUGUUUUCAGACAAAAAGAACAUUUCUAAAGACCUAAGGGAUAGUUCCCUAAAGUGUUGAACAAAGAGACUAAAUAAAAUGAGGCUAGUUUAACAUAGAGAAAAAAACACCUUUAUGAAUUAAAAGUACAUGUUAUGCUCAUGGGUUGUCAAGUGAUCUGUGAACUAACAGCAGCAAGAAUAUUUAAACAUUUUUAAAAAUCUUAUAGUAACUGAUAGUUAAUAAAUGCUCAAAAAAUCCAUUACUCUUUUUUUCAGCUCGUGAAGGUUUGUUUUUUAUCAUCAGUAUUUUUAGGAAUGCAGGCUUUAAUUUAUUGAACUGAAUUUUCUGAAAGUAUAAUUCAGGAGUAUAAAUAUACUUUUAGGCAUAAAAAUAGUUUCUAGGUAAGGAGUAUGAGAUAUUCAAAGAAUACAUGUGGCUAUACAAGUAUAGUGAGAAAGUCCAUGUGUCAUAUGGAAAUUACCAUUGUUUUGUUUACAGUUUACAUGUGAAGCUUAGUUUAUUUAAAUUCAUCUAUUGAUGUUCCUGAUUACAGUUAAUCCAUGAUUAUUCCAUAGAUACUUAGAGGUGAUAUUUUCUGGAUUAUCUCCCUAUGAUUUUUUUAGAGUAAAAUAGAAUCUCAAAGUAUUAAUAGUUUGUCUCCUCUUGAAGGUGAUAAGUUCCCCAACAGUUAGACUCUCCCAAGUUUACAUCUGUUCAGCAAAUUACCUUCGUAGGAUACACAAGUUUCCUUCCAGUGGAACACAGUUCAUACCAUCCAUUGUAUUCCAAAAGUGUGACUCUAGCCUGGAAGUAAUUGACAUGACCAGCAGUCUAACAGCCUAAUUUUCAAGUUUAACAUAGAGCGUUUAACAUCUGACUUAUAGUAUUUAUUUUACAAAUUCAUGUUUUUAUAAUUUGGAAUUACAAAAAAAUAUUUAAAGAGUAAAAGCUUUGAAGGGUAGGGCCCAGAAUGGGGAUAGGUCUUACACUGGUCUUUCCAAAAGUAAAUACAUAUAAAACAUUUUCAUUAUUAUGGUAUUCUUUGGGUUUUAUCUUCAAUUGAAGCAAGCCUCCUCUAAAAUCAUAUGUUUGUGAUCACAACUUGCAGACUUAGUCUGGAUAGAUACUUAAAUAGGCCAUUUCUCUCCUGUCUUACUUGGACAAUGCCUUGUUUUCUCAUCUGAAUCUUUGCAUUUAAAAAGAUCGCUUCCUGUUCUGCUCAGUGAUCAAGUGUAGGGCCUAUUAAGGAUUCUAACCCAAACCCAGCACGAAGACCACCCUGGGUGUUUUGCUGUUCUGCAGGACUGCUCCAACUCUGCAGAGAAGGAUCCGGAGAGAAGGGCAGUCUGCUCCCUGUCCCAUGGGUAGCAAGAACUGCCCACGGCUGGACCUUCAGGGGGAAUCAUCACUCAGAUGUCAUUAUGGUCUUUUCACAUUAGAAAGUUAGUGAAAUACACUUUGCUGCUCUUGGUUCAGCAAUAAGAAAUAUUCUUUCAAGUCCUACUUCUCAAGCCAAUUUGAUUUAUGCAGUUUUAUUUCCAGAGGUUCACUCCAGCUGUAGUAGAUUGGUCUUUGGGUUUUUCUUUGGGUGUCACGUCUGAUAGAAGAGAGCACUGUUGAAGUACGCAGUCACCUCUCACCUUCCUUCUUCCUCGACGGCUCAGCUCUCUGUAAAUACUGCACUCACUUCUAGAGGCCAGUUCCUAGACAUCCAUAAAGUGCUCAAGAUGCACUGUCUACAGGCGUGGAUGGGUCCACGGAGACUGAGGUGUUGAUCACAGGCCACUGUCGUGCUGCCUGAUUCUUGUUGGGAGAUGACACCUCUCCUUUCUAAGCUGCUCCACUAACCCAGAAGAGCAGCCUACAGAGCUAUGCCCAUCACUCUUCUUUGAUGCCUACUUGAUCCUGACUUAGACUUCCUGGGACUGAGUAGGAACUUGGAAAGAGAAGAAGCUUUAGUUUAGAUCUGUUCAUGACUGUCUGAUUGGCUUCAGUGGUCUGAAGAAGUUGUCCUUACUGUGUCUGACACCACGGAAGUAGUUCACCUAUCAAGCAGGAUUAGAUGGAAUCUUGGUGUUCCACCUUCUCAGGGACCAAAAACGUAACAUUAACUCCUUAGCAUUGACCUUCCUCCCAAGGACAUGUCUGUGUUAGUUUUUCAUAUGUUUUACUCAUAUUCAUAGCUAGAGGUCUGUUAGCUUGAGUUAGGAAGAGAAAAGAUCAGUUUGUACACCAGUCACACCAUAAAACAGUUUAUCAUAUAAAAUACCUCAACUAUAUGUAUUCCUCACUUCCGCCUCACAGUUGAACUGGUGAUGAAUUUUAAGGUGAUUUUUCACAUCUGGCCAGAUUCUUAUACCUCCAUCGUAUACUUGAAAAGAUUAAGAAUUUUAGGAAUGGGAAAAAGAAUUUGGCCCAAUAUCUACUCAUUUAUUUUCGUACACAUUUCUCACAUGCUAUUAAAUGCAACAAAGAAUUAUAUUUUAAGAAAAUGUAACUUUGUGUUACAUCAAAAACAUAUUGUCUAGUGAAAUGUUGAUAUUCAGUAGAACAAUGAUCAUGUAAAUAAACAUCUAUUUCAAAUGUACCCAAUGUGAUAAAAAGCAUAGUCUAGGGCCCAGUGCAUGAGCCGGGGAGAAUUUAUUUGUUCUUUUCUCUGUUUUUCCUUGAAUUGUGCAACUAUAGGUGAGUCACUUAACCUUUCUGUGCCUCAGUUUCUCUACCUCUAAACGGUGGGAUGGGUCUCCAAAUCUGUGUUAGAGCACUCACAUGUUUAGUUUGUGCUGGUAGCCUCAGACCAGAGCGCAUGUGCAGGACUCCUUUGGAGCGACGCACCAUGCAUCCUGUCUGCUCAGGACCAUGCUGUAGACACACAGCUUCGAGCACUGAGUAAGCAAAGGAAGCACUGGAUGUAAAGUUUGCAUGAUUCCAUGAAGCUUUAAUUUUCCUUUUUUUGUUUUAAAAGGCAGGGUUUUAUAUUUUCUGUUGUAAAAUAUGGAAAUUAAGCAGAGACUUUAAAAACCUGCACUGAGAGAUCACAUUCUGAUGGUGUGAUGAGCUUCUCUGACAUUCUGCAAAGGUUUAUGUUCUGCAGAAGAAUCAAUGACUUGUGAACCAGAUUGAUUCUGUCGGCGUUGAAUUUGUAAUGAAUGAUGCUGAACUUCCUGCUUCUAAGCGGCUCAAUCCUGACCAUGAACUACCUGACACCAGGUAAAUGUCAGGAACUCCCAAACCACUAGUGCCAAAGGGUCACAUUGAAAAGUACAGGAUAUUUAUUUUAUUUGUCAGACUAUAAUAAUUUGCUCCCCCCUGCCAUGUCAGUGUUUUGCAGUUUGGAAAAAUUUAAGGGUACUGUUUUUCAGUAGCAUUCCUGAGUGUUUUUGCCUUUUUAAAUGAUAACUAUUACUUUCUUGUAAAAUGGAAUAUAAUUGUGAAAGAGAGGAAGAAGACUAGAUAAAAAAAUGUAAAAUGUUGAUUGGUUGCAUAAAAUUUUUUUCAUGUAAAUGUAUCAGGGAAGCUUCCAAUUAGCACACACACCCAUUUGUCAAUGACUAAGACUUGCUUAUAUUUUGCUUUAUAGAAGUAGUCAUAGCAUGUUGUAAUUGCCUUAUGUAAAUAAAAAUGCUAUUUAUUAAGUUUUCCAA